AGGAGCGCAAAAGGAGGUAAGAGAGAAGAAAUAGCCAACGCUUGGAAAGCGCGUGAAAGGCUUCCCUGAAAAAGAGAAGCUGAUAACAUCCUGGAAGAUGACUCUUCAGCCCCCAAAUACGGACGAUAUCUCACCCAAUACUCUACAAAAUGAAACGGAAGAAACCAUAGAGGAUUCCUUGUUGGAAAAGCCCUUGGAGACUGACAGAGUUCUGCUGAAAAUGGAACUCAGUGGCCCGUCGGGAUGCAACACAAGGCUUUCCCCAGGUUCAUUUCACAUAUCUGGCAGUUCUGAAGAUAAAGAUGUGGUAAACCCAUUAGGUGAAAGGACUGGGUGUGUAACCCAAGUUACCCAGCAAUAUUCUCUCACAGACGAAAACAAUUUGCUCAACACUACUCUAGAACAAAAAAUGAGCUCAGAGGGCCAGCAGAGCCUGCACUCCUUGGAACACCCUGAGGGAAGAAAAGAGGACUUAGAUUCUGACGGAAAUCUCCUGAAAAUGGAGACCGGUGGUCCUCCAGGAUGUAAUAUAUUGCCUUCCUCAGGCACAGAUAGUUCAUCAGACAGUUUUGCACCCGAAGAUGUGGUAGGUUCCUCAGGUGAAAGGGCUGAAUGUUCAACCCAAGUUGCCCUGCAAGAUUCUCCAGUGGAAGAGAAGAACAGUUCACCCGAACCCAUCCUUCAGCAAAAAGUGAGUUCACAGAGCCAGCAAAAGGAGCUCUCCUUGGAGGACCCUCGUGAUGCAGAAGAGAAUCUGUUGGACAAGGAAAGAGAAACAGUUGUUCAAAAGCCUGAAGGCCCUGGGGUGGAAAGAUCUUUGACUGAAGGGCACAUGGGAUGCGAACCAGAGGCUGAGCCCUGCGCAGAAGAGGCAAGCCAGCAGAGCGCGAGAGAACGGCCGAUGGAGCAGCAUGGCAAUGGUUUUGUGUCCUAUGGGCUUGUUCUGGGAGUUGUGGUGCUUUUGGCUGCUGUUUUCAUUGGCGCCUCUGGCUACCUCACUUCACACCCCCUGAAUGUGCCCAAAAACCCAGUUGUGGAGGCCUUCGUGUCAAGAUUUGAUCCUCUGAAGGAGAGCUUCCCGGGUCAGAGACCUUACCUGUGGGGAAGGGUCCGGAAAGUCCUACAGAAACACCUCAAUGCUUCCCACCACGCUGGGCCAGCUAUCUUAAUCCUUGCCUCUGCGCAGGAAGGCAAAGCAACCUUGAAGUGCCUGAGCUCCCAGAUUGCCGAUAUCUACUCCUCAUCCCUCGGCGGCAGCACAGUCCAGGUGGAUGGAGCAUCGAAAUCCACUCUCAGCAGCGAUAGGGCCAAGCUGGCUGUCGACAAGGAGCUCACCGCUGGCUUCCACGGAGGGGGGAGGGCAGCCGUGGUGCACCAGUUUGAGUCGCUGCCUGCAGGUUCCACCUUGAUCUUUUACAAGUACUGCGACCACGAGAACGCAGCUUUCAGAGAUGUGGCGCUGAUUUUGACAGUGUUGCUGGAGGAUGAGAACCUGGAGCCUAAUGUUGGCCCGCAGAUUGUGGAGGAAAACGUGCGGGACUUCCUCUCGGCCAAGUUCACGAACUCAGACACGCCCACAUCCUACGACCACAUGGACACGGACAAACUGAGUGGGUUGUGGAGCCGGAUAGCCCACCUGGUCUUGCCAGUCUACCCAGUACAAGCCAUAGACGAUGCUGGUUGCCCUUUGCAAACCAGAGCCCAGGGCUGAAGAAGGCGGAUUUCAGAGGAAAGGCAAAAAGCUCUGAAGGAUUUGCGCCAAUCAAGGAAACUCGUUUUCCCCCCUACAAGACUCUGUGAGCCAAGCAGGGGUCUAGAAGCAUUAAUGAGGAGCUGGCUGAUUUUAUAUCAAUCAUGCAUUUUGAUGUUGGUAUUGAUUGACAAAAUGAGAAGUAUAUUAACUGUG
This is a messenger RNA of Lacerta agilis (Sand lizard), 1906 nucleotides long. RefSeq names its product torsin 1A interacting protein 2 (gene TOR1AIP2). NCBI's taxonomy places the organism in Eukaryota, Metazoa, Chordata, Lepidosauria, Squamata, Lacertidae. Gene Ontology annotation, molecular function: ATPase activator activity. Gene Ontology annotation, cellular component: membrane. The transcript has 4 exons. Bases 98 to 1711 code for a protein of 537 amino acids. Gene Ontology annotation, biological process: membrane organization. The record is from RefSeq and is a predicted model, not a curated record.